Molecule: messenger RNA, 2592 nt
Organism: Eurypyga helias (sunbittern)
Lineage: Eukaryota; Metazoa; Chordata; Aves; Eurypygiformes; Eurypygidae
Gene: NFATC2
Product: nuclear factor of activated T-cells, cytoplasmic, calcineurin-dependent 2
Exons: 8
Biological process (GO): cytokine production; calcineurin-NFAT signaling cascade; regulation of transcription by RNA polymerase II
Cellular component (GO): transcription regulator complex
Molecular function (GO): transcription factor binding; RNA polymerase II cis-regulatory region sequence-specific DNA binding; DNA-binding transcription factor activity, RNA polymerase II-specific
Source: RefSeq, a predicted model, not a curated record
AAGAACCGACUCCACAUAAAACCAACAGCCCACCCUCUGGAGUUACAUACGCUCAUGAUGUCUUGGACUGUGGCCUCAAGCCAUGCCCCCUGCCUUUUCCUAGCCUUUCUGCAGAUCCCAUGGGCAGAUAUGGACAGCCAGAUAGCAUAGGGACAGCACCUACACACCCUGCCAACGCUGCAGGGGCCUCUGCUCCAAGCCCUAGGAUUGAAAUUACUCCAUAUCAUGAACUGAUUCAUUCAGGGGGUCCCUUCCGCAGCAGAGACACAGAUGUUCUUUUGGUAGAACAUCAGUCAAACUCAGCUACCACUAGCCCAAGGGUUACCCUGCCUGUCCCUGGCUUUGAGGGCUACAGAGAACCACUGUGUCUGAGCCCAGCUAGUAGCGGCUCCUCUGCAAGUUUCAUUUCAGAGACAAAUGUAUCUCCUUGCACAUCACCAUGUGUUUCACCAAAUAAUGGUCCUAGUGAUGACCUUUGUCCACAGUUUCAAAACAUCCAUACUCAUUAUUCUCCUAGAACCUCUCCAAUAAUGUCACCACGAACAAGCAUCACGGAGGAAACCUGCUUGGGACGACAUUCACCAUCACCCUGUCCCAACUCAAGGUCUUCAUCACCAGGUGCAAAACGGAGGUACUCUUGCACUGAGCUCUACAGUACUCAGCUGCCUUCCACUUCUCCACGACAGUCAAGGACCCCCUCUCCACAAUCCUCUCCUCGCAUCCCCUUGGGAGAAGACAACUCUUCAGUUACUUACACUCAGUUGCCCAGCGCUUCUCUUUCCAUGGAUGCUAUGAGCAGCCUUCCUACGGAUCCUUCCUGUGGUGUUCCCACGAAAAUUUGGAAAACCAGCCCUGAUCCUUCAUCAAUGCCUUCCCACAAAAACAGCAUUCCAUGUCACGUCUUUCAGACUGUUGAUUUCCACGGGCCUUGCGAGCAGGAGGACAGGAGAAACUCAGCCCCAGAAUCAAUUUUGUUGGUACCUCCAUCCUGGACAAAGCAACUGGUGCCUGCAAUACCUAUCUGCAGUUUGCCCGUCCAGUCACUCCCACCCCUGGAGUGGCCACUCUCCAGCCAGUCUGGCUCCUACGAGCUGCGGAUCGAGGUGCAGCCGAAGCCCCACCACCGGGCACACUACGAGACGGAGGGGAGCCGAGGGGCUGUCAAGGCACCGACCGGAGGCCACCCUGUUGUCCAGCUUCAUGGUUACAUGGAGAACAAACCCUUGGGUCUUCAGAUCUUCAUCGGGACAGCAGAUGAACGGAUACUUAAACCUCAUGCUUUCUAUCAAGUCCAUCGUAUUACAGGAAAAACUGUCACCACCACCAGCUAUGAAAAAAUCAUUGGCAACACCAAAGUUUUGGAGAUCCCACUGGAACCCAAAAACAACAUGAAAGCAACCAUUGACUGCGCGGGGAUUUUGAAGCUGAGGAAUGCAGACAUUGAGCUGCGCAAGGGAGAAACAGACAUCGGCAGGAAGAACACCCGCGUCCGGCUCGUCUUCCGCGUGCACAUCCCCGAGUCCAACGGCAGGAUCAUUUCUCUGCAAGCAGCAUCGAACCCCAUCGAAUGCUCCCAAAGGUCUGCUCAUGAGCUUCCAAUGGUUGAAAGACAAGAUAUUGAUAGCUGCCUUGUUUAUGGAGGACAACAGAUGAUCCUGACUGGACAAAAUUUCACAGCAGAGUCUAAGGUGGUGUUCACAGAGAAAACAUCAGAUGGGCAGCAGAUCUGGGAAAUGGAGGCAACAGUGGACAAAGAUAAGAGCCAGCCUAGCAUGCUUUUCGUAGAAAUACCUGAGUACCGUAACAAGCACAUUCGCACAGCUGUGAAGGUGAAUUUCUAUGUCAUCAAUGGGAAAAGAAAAAGAAGCCAGCCCCAGCAUUUUACCUAUCACCCAGUACCAUCAAUCAAAACAGAGCCCAUUGAUGACUAUGAUCCAGCCUUAAUCUGCAAUACAGUACACAGUGGUCUGGGAACAGUAACACAGCCUUACUAUUCACAGCAUACAAUGGUCACCGAAUCCCCUUCCUGUCUUGUGGCCACUAUGGCUCCUUGCCAGCAGUUGCGCUCAGGCCUUUCUUCUCCUGAUUCUCGGUACCAUCAGCAGAAUCCAGCCGCUGUAAUAUAUCAAAGAAGCAAGAGCCUUAGCCCAAGCCAACUGGGCUACCAGCAAUCCAAUUUGAUGGCUGCUCCAGUUGCCAUUUCAGAUGCCCAUAGGUCAGUGCUGGUGCACGCUGGUUCUCCAGGCCAAACUUCAGCAGUGCUCCACCACUCUCCAAGCAACCAGCAGACUUCUCCAGUGAUCCACUAUUCUCCAACCAACCAGCAGCUGAGGUGUGGAAGUCACCAAGAAUUUCAGCACAUCAUGUGCUGUGAAAAUUUUCCAUCCAACGUUGCAAGAUCCAGCCAGCCCCAGGUCAGUCAAGCACAAAGGUUAAGUCCAAGUUCAUAUCCUACCGUGAUUCAGCAGCAAACAGCCUCAGGUCAGCGAGCAGCAAAAAAUGGACCACCGGUUAGCGACCAGAAAGAAGUGUUACCGGCUGGAGUCACUAUUAAGCAGGAACAGAAUCUGGACCAAGCAUAUCUGGAUGAUG